This is a messenger RNA of Cloeon dipterum, 3562 nucleotides long. Its product is annotated as insulin-like growth factor-binding protein complex acid labile subunit. NCBI's taxonomy places the organism in Eukaryota, Metazoa, Arthropoda, Insecta, Ephemeroptera, Baetidae. Gene Ontology annotation, molecular function: protein binding. The coding region runs from base 434 to 3142 and encodes 902 amino acids. The transcript has 6 exons. Gene Ontology annotation, cellular component: extracellular matrix. The record is from RefSeq and is a predicted model, not a curated record.
GGAGCGACGCGAUUAUUUUGAGUUUAUUGCUCCUUUGAAAGGGAAUCUGCGGCCAGUGUCGUGAAGACUUGUUUCAUAGGUGUUUGGAUUGCCCACCUGUGAGAGCUCGAGUUCAUUUUUUACGCUUCCCCACCAGAAGAGGAGGCUAGUCGACUGGAUAAUAUCGAAGCCGCAGAUCGCCUGGAGGCCAACAUCUUCCACACAAUAGCAGAGGGGCGCUUCUCUCAUCUGUUGUGCGAGUUGCUGCAGCAGCCGCAGUUAGUUGAGAAGCACUUCUCGCAGCAGCAGCAGCGAAAUAUUUUCGAGCGCCGAUUAUUCACCUGUUGUGUUUACAAACAAAAACACGGCAAGCAAAACUCCGCGCCGAAAGUUCUGUUUCCCGCAACAUGUGCAUGGCUCAAUAAGUUAUCAAUUGACUCCCCUUCUUUCCAUCAUGCUAAUCCAGCUUAUCCUGCUCGUCCCCACCUUAUUCGUGCCAACCCCAGUAUCGUGCGACACCCCUCAGACAACUAUCGGCCCCGUGAUUCGCGACACGUGCCACAACAGUUCAUACUACUACCGGCAUGAGUGCAUCUGCUUCUCCGACUCGCAAAUCCACUGUCCUGGAGAGUUCACCGCCUUCCUCACGGUGGACGCCGCGCAGACUGUGCCGUCGCACAUGCUGAUUCAGUGCGAGUCGACGUCGCCCCUUCCCGAGGCCCUGGUGCCCUCGUCGUCCACUAAGACGGUAGUCCUCACGGACUGCACCUUCGGAGAACACCCCUUGCUCAGCAAGCCGGCACUGCACGUCACUGACUUUUCCAUCUACUGCCGGCCUGGCUUCGAGUAUAGACUCUACUCAAGCAACUUUGAAAAUCUGAAGAACCUCAAGUUCCUGCACAUUUGGUGUCCCAGUUUGGUGUCUGUCAGCGGCAAUGCGUUUAAACACGUUUCCAACGCCCUCACGCAGCUGACCAUUCGCGGCUCACAGCACUUGCAAACUCUGGAGGCCAAGUCUUUUGAAAACCUCAAACACCUGUCCACCUUGAAAAUUAAAGACAACCAGAACCUGAGCAAGCUCCCGGACAGUGUUUUUGCGGGGUUGAAGGAACUCAAAACCUUAUCUCUCGACCGCAACGCGCUCAGCAAACUGCCUUUGAAUAUUUUUGACGGGCUGGAAAAGCUGACCGACUUGUCGAUCGUAGGAAACAGUUUGCUAGUGUUGGAGCCAGCCGUUCAACCUGGGUCUAUCCCCGUGCCAAUUUAUUCUGAAAGUGGGCAGCAGGUUACCGACUACCAGGUCGACAAAGACUCAAUUUUAAAGCCUUUGGUGUCCCUAAAGGAAUUGAAUCUAGAUUCGAAUGUGUUGCCACGUUUGGAUGUACUCAACCAGCUGAGAAACUUAACUCGAUUGUCGUGCCAAAACUGUUCCCUGAACGCUGCAGGUCACAAUGCAAUUGCAAAUCUGAGUCACAUUGAAUACCUUGAUUUGUCCAACAACUCGAUUACAAAUUUGCCUGGCGGUUUUCUUAGGGCUUCCAGCUCUCGACUUUUGUCACUAACAUUAACUAACAAUGAUGUUCCUCGUCUAAUUGUGUCAGAACAAACUUUUGAGGGGCUGAUGGUUUUGCGACAUCUGAACCUUAGCGCUGCCUCCUUACACAAUAUUCCACUGAAGUCUUUUAAAGAUUUAAAGAAGCUGAAGGUCGUGGACUUGUCGCGAAACAAAAUCCAAGACUUACCAGGGGAUCUUUUUGAAGAAAACGAAAACUUGGAGAAAGUUAGUUUUGCGAGUAAUUCCAUCUCAGUCUUGCCGAAUGAUCUGUUCGCAAAUUUGACUCAAAUGAGAGAGCUGGACCUUUCCGACAACCUGCUAUCCCGCAUCCCCUCUUUCCUUUUUGAGGAUUCCCUCAGCAUCACAAAACUGUCCUUCAGCGGGAACAACAUUCGGUCUCUUGGAACGUACGACCUACUCGGCCUCUACAGCAUCGAGCACCUAGAUAUUUCCAAUAAUUUUGUGUCCACCGUCGAUCCCGACACCAUGUUCAACAUUGCAUCGAGCAAGAGAAAUUACAUGGAGUCUAGUAUCAAAGCGAAAUCACGCAAACAGACCACACUGAGGCACCUGUCGAUGGCCAAGAACAAGCUGAAACACCUGAACCAUAAUAUAUUCUCCACACUAAAUAAACUGGAGAUAUUGGAUCUGAGUGAAAAUUUCCUAACGUCGGUGCCAAAUUUACAUCAUUUAAUGAAUUUGCGCGUGUUAUCCUUGGCUGGCAAUCAGAUUUUGGAGCUACAGAGCCCACUUUUUUCGGACGGCUCAAAUUUAAGAUCGGUUUCUUUUAGUAACAAUAAGAUUCACCAAUUUUCUCCAUCCCUUUUCACGGGGCUCGACUCGUCUCUUUUACACGUAGAUUUUUCACACAACGCCCUGGCGGAAUUUAACACUCCGGCGCUGGCUGGCUUGAAAUCUAUCACGCACUUGGACUUGUCAUACAAUCAGUUGACGAGCGUCGAUUUUUCUGCGAUUCCGACCAUUAAUUGGAUCGAUUUGUCCAACAAUAAUUUGACUUUCAAGGAGUCAGGAUGGGUGUUUUAUCGGCCCUUUGGCUCAACGCAGAGACUAUCAAAGCACAGUGGUCAGUGGGGUCGAAUGGCGACUUUCUCUAACUGCACCGAGCUCCAGUAUUUGGCUUUGUCAAAUAAUAUGCUGUCACAAAUUCUACUUGAUAUUCGAAGAUUAGAAAACCUUCGACAUUUGGAUUUGACUCACAACAACAUAACACAAAUCGAAUCGCAAGAUUUGCAAUAUAUGUCAAACAACAUCACGGUUGAUCUGCGAUACAACAAAAUUUCUUCACUGCAGCUGCGGCAAGAGGAUUUUGAAUCGGACGGCAAGACAUACGCAGACUUAAAAAGUAACGUGCGAAUUUUGCUGGACCACAACCCUGUGUCCUGCGAUUGCAAUCUGCCCAAUUUUUUGCGCUACCUACACGGUGACGCAAGGUUAGUUUCACAUGACAAAAUGCAAACGGCGCAGCUUGUCGGCGAAAACCUGGCCUGCUACUUGCCGGUUUCAAUGCGCGGAAAAAAGUUGUCAGAAAUUGAAACUUGGAGCCAUUACUUGCUGCCUAUUUUAGGACUGUGCAGUACAUUUCAGUGAUCAUGUAAUAUAUAUUUGAAACAUUGUGGGAGCGAAGCAAGUAACAAAAUUGAAUCGACCGGGUCUUGCAUUUAUUUCUAUGAGAAAUAUGAUUGUACAAUUAACUUUGUGUAUUUAUGUCAUUAAGAUUUGAUGUGAUGGUCUUCCUUUCUGUUAGAGCAUUAAUAUUCACAUUAAUCAUACUCGUCCAGUAACGUUUGGUAUCUUUGCCUAAUAUCAAAAUUAUGAAUAUUCAAUUUGAUUCAAUGCACGCUCUUCUUAAAUGUGUUGAAGUAAUGAAAUUGUAUAACGGCACUAUGUGUUAAGAAAAUUUAUUUGUCGUACGUAUUUGUUUCUCAUAAUUUUUAAACUGUGUUUUUUUGUCCGUUUUGUCACUCAAAAAUUACAUUAUGAAAUAACAAAAUUGCUACUUAAAUUUAA